AUGAAUGGCAAAGAGAAUUCCGCGCCGAUGUGUACAGAGGACCAAAAAGCCGAGGUUAUAUCUCUCACUGAAGACACCAUCCCUCACAAGCCAGCUCAGGCUAAAGAAGAGACUUGCUGGAGCCUCGAUGAUUUCGAUGUUGGACGGCCUCUGGGAAAGGGAAAAUUUGGAAACGUUUUCAUUUCCCGAGAAAAGAAAACGAAACGGAUCAUCGCUCUGAAAGUGUUGUUCAAAACUCAGCUGCUCCAAUUAGGCGUCAGCCAUCAGUUGAAGCGUGAGAUUGAAAUUCAGUAUCAUUUGCGUCAUCCAAAUAUUCUCACACUCUACGGCUACUUCCAUGAUGAUAAGCGUGUUUUCGUCAUUCUCGAUUACGCCAGCAGGGGAGAACUGUUCAACGUCCUCCAAUCGCAGCCCGGACACAAAGUGUCUGAGGUCAUCGCGGCCAGAUUUGUCCGGCAACUUGCGAAUGCUUUGAAGUACUGCCAUUCAAAAGGAGUGAUUCACAGAGAUAUCAAGCCUGAGAAUCUCCUUCUUGAUUCGAAACUUAAUCUCAAGCUUGCCGACUUCGGAUGGUCCGUUGUGGCCGAUCAUUCAAAACGUCACACUCUUUGCGGAACCAUGGAUUACUUGGCCCCGGAAAUGGUGUCAAAUCAGCCACAUGAUUUCAAUGUUGAUAUUUGGGCCAUCGGAAUUUUACUCUUCGAAAUGCUUGUCGGAUACGCCCCUUUCGCUAACCAGACUGGUGACAAAUUGAUAGCCAGAAUCAAAGAAUGCAAGAUUUACAUUCCGUCUGGAGUGAGUGAUGGAGCUGCCAGCUUGAUAAACGCGAUAAUCAAGAAAGAGCCACAAGAACGUCUUCCUCUGAACGAUAUUAUGGCUCAUCCAUGGAUCAAGGAGAUGCAGGCUCGUGAAGACGUGGAGGUUCCUUUAUUCAUCGCUACGCUCACCAAAUCAUCGUCUCGCAGCAAUUCAUCUAGUAACCAAUAA
This is a messenger RNA of Caenorhabditis remanei, 987 nucleotides long. RefSeq lists its product as uncharacterized. The transcript has 7 exons. Bases 1 to 987 code for a protein of 328 amino acids. Gene Ontology annotation, biological process: protein phosphorylation; mitotic spindle organization; regulation of cytokinesis. The record is from RefSeq and is a predicted model, not a curated record. Gene Ontology annotation, cellular component: spindle pole centrosome; spindle midzone; chromosome passenger complex. Gene Ontology annotation, molecular function: ATP binding; protein kinase activity. NCBI's taxonomy places the organism in Eukaryota, Metazoa, Nematoda, Chromadorea, Rhabditida, Rhabditidae.